This is a messenger RNA of Trematosphaeria pertusa, 522 nucleotides long. RefSeq names its product acyl carrier protein. The record is from RefSeq and is a predicted model, not a curated record. Gene Ontology annotation, molecular function: acyl binding; acyl carrier activity. The transcript has 6 exons. Gene Ontology annotation, biological process: fatty acid biosynthetic process. NCBI's taxonomy places the organism in Eukaryota, Fungi, Ascomycota, Dothideomycetes, Pleosporales, Trematosphaeriaceae. Gene Ontology annotation, cellular component: mitochondrion. Bases 38 to 457 code for a protein of 139 amino acids.
CCGUUCCUCGCUUCCACACCCCGCAAUCCCACCCACAAUGUUCCGAACGGCUCUUCUCAGGUCCGCAAGGCAAGCUAUCCGUGCCGCGCCUCGAUGCCAGGCCCCAAUUGGUCGUCCCGUUGCGCGAAGCUCCCUGUUCCAGGCAAAGCAGAUCACCCCCGCCGCACGCUUCCAGGCAGUUCGAUGCUAUGCUUCGUCAUCCGGCCUGUCAAAAGAUGAGGUCGAGGGUAGGAUAAUGGAUCUGUUGAAGAACUUUGAUAAGGUCCAGGACACCUCGAAGCUGAACGGAGAAUCGCACUUCCACAACGAUCUCGGACUUGACAGCCUUGAUACUGUGGAGGUAGUUAUGGCGAUUGAGGAGGAGUUCAGCAUCGAGAUUCCAGAUAAGGAGGCGGACGCCAUCCACAGCGUCAAGCAAGCGGUAGACUACAUCCUGGCUCAGCCCGAUGCGCACUGAGUGGAGUUGACACGGCGGGUUGCUAGAUAUCAAGGACAUGGCUGGGGGAAUUGGGUAGUCGGAGG